Purpureocillium lilacinum is the source of this 1011-nucleotide messenger RNA. RefSeq lists its product as uncharacterized. The record is from RefSeq and is a predicted model, not a curated record. Gene Ontology annotation, molecular function: D-amino-acid oxidase activity; FAD binding. Lineage: Eukaryota; Fungi; Ascomycota; Sordariomycetes; Hypocreales; Ophiocordycipitaceae. Gene Ontology annotation, biological process: D-amino acid catabolic process. Gene Ontology annotation, cellular component: cytoplasm.
AUGCCACAGAUAGUCGUCGUAGGCGCCGGCGUCAUCGGCCUCAGCUGCGGCCUGCGCCUGUUGCGCGCCGGCCACCGCGUCGCCAUCGUCGCCCGGGACUUUCCCGUGCCGUUCGAGACGGCCAGCGCCAUCAACUACACCUCGCUCUGGGCCGGCGCCCACAACCGCUGGAACCUGCCGACCACGCCCGCCGAGGAGCGCGACCACGCCAUGGCUCGCCAGACCUACGCCCACAUGGAGCGCCUGGUCCGCACCAACCCCGAGUGCGGCGUCACCUUUACCCCGGGCAUCGAGUACUUUGAGGACCCGCCGGAGGCGUACCGCGCCCUCGACGCCCGGCGCGCCGAGGAGCUCGGCUUCGAGGGGUUCCGCAAGCACGCGCCGGAAGAGCUGCCGGAGGGCGUGGCCCUGGGCUUCGAGUACCGCACCUGGUGCGUCAACCCCAUGGUGUACUGCAUGUUCCUGCUGCGGCAGUUUUGUCUCGGCGGCGGCACCACCGCGACGAUGGAGCUGCGCCAUCCGCACGAGGUCUUUGCCGCGGCGCCGUUCCGGUCCGCCGCUGCCGUCGUCAACUGCUCGGGCGUCGGCUUCGGCGACCCGGCCGUGUUCCCCACAAGGGGGCAGACGUGCGUCGUCGCCAACGGCGUGUCCGCGACCGUCACGCGCCAGAACAAGGACGGCUCGUGGACGUUUGCCGUGCCGCGCGGCUUCGACGGCGGGACCGUCAUUGGCGGGACAAAGGAGCCCGACGACUGGGACCCGGAGCCGAGCCCCGAGGUGCGCGCCCAGCUGCUGGACCGCUUCGCCGCCACGUACCCCGCCGUCCUCGCCGACGGCCCGUACAGGGUCGUGCGCGACAUCGUGGGCCGGCGCCCGACGCGCAGGGGCGGCAUGCGGCUGGAGGCCGAAGAGUUGGGACAUCGUCGGGUCGUGCACGCGUACGGCCUCGGCGGCCGCGGGUACGAGCUCUCGUGGGGUGUGGCCGAGGCGGUCCUCGCGCUGCUCAAGUAG